CGCUCUUAUCCGCUUCCUUCUCCCACCCCUUCCCGCUUCUCUCCUUUCCGGCACCCUCACCGCGCCCCCGCUCGUCCACGCGUUCACUUUCACCGCCCGCGGGAACGAGGGAGCUAGCUGAUGAGCUAGGCAUGCACCGCUCGGCCCUGCCCCCCACGACGCGCAUUUGUUGAGGCUGCCCACUAGGAGCCACCGAUGGCGUGCCUCGCUCAGCCGCAGUUCAAGUGGCCCCCUUCCACCCGUUCGGCGGUGCUCAGGGAGCCCGCCACCGCCGGUUCCCGCCCUAGCCGGGUCCACUGCGCUGUGUCUUCCACCGCAGUCGUUGAUGCAGAGCACGUCGAUGCCUUAUCCAUCGGCCCGUCUCCUCCUCCUCACCGAACCCUUCCGGGAAAUUUUGGGGAGGCGCUUCUCAACAGAGAGGCCGUGGUGGCGGCCGCGGCCGCGGAGGCCGUCGCUCUGGCGAGAGCGGCGGCCGAAGUCGCCGGAGAAGUUGCCCGGAUGGCGCAAACGGACCACUGGCCAGACAUCCCCCGGCGUGACACGGAGGACAGCUUCUUGGCAAGAGGAGUCCUCCGCACCAAGGUGGGGUGGGAGGUCAGGCACGUCGGCGUAGAACUGGACGAAGAGUUCAGCAGCAUCUUCAGCGAUGAAUACGGGGAUGACGACGAGGAGCAGUGCAUUGAGGGCGUGGUGGCGGUCAAAUCGGCGCGUGGGUCCGAGAGAAGAGCUCGGAGAGUGAGGGCGGCGAUGAAGGCAGCUAAGUCUUUCAGCAUCCGGAAGCCCGUCGCGUCCUCCUCGAAGAAGAAGAGGUUGAAGGGUUGCCUGAAUCCUUUGGGGUGCUUCUAUAAGAUGGCCGGCCGGAGGCUUCUGACGGCGAAGCAAGAAGUAGAGUUCUCAGAAGGCAUUCAGGAUCUCCUGAAGCUGGAAAAUAUCCAAAAGGAGCUUGCACACUAUAACGGUGGUGAACCAACAUUCUACCAGUGGGCGGCAGCAGCUGGAACCGAUGAGGACACUUUGCGGAAACGGCUGAACUACGGAGUUUACUGCAAGAACAAUAUGGUAAAAUCUAACGUGCGACUUGUAAUCUCAAUCGCAAGAGAGUUUGAAGGCCCCGGAAUGGAGUUUUCUGAUCUUAUUCAGGAAGGAAUGCAAGGUCUGAUAAGAGGCGCUGAGAAGUUUGAUGCUUCAAAGGGUUUUAGAUUCUCUACGUAUUCUCACUGGUGGAUCAAACAAGCAAUACGCAAGUCUGUUUUAGAACAAACCCAGAUAAUUCGCUUGCCGGCACACAUGGCUGAAGCAAGCUCCCGAGUGAAGGAAUGCCGCCGCCGACUGCGCUGUCAGCUGAAAAGGCUACCCACCAACGAAGAAAUCGCACUGGACACCGGCAUGCCAAUCCGGCGAGUCGAGGCGGCAAUGAGCCUCCCAAGGUACACCGUCUCCCUCACCAGCAAGGUCGGGUGCACCGACGUGACAUACCAGGAGAUCACGCCGGACACCAGCGCGGAGACGGCGGAGGAGGUGCUGCACCGGUGGUUCAUGAAGAAGGACGUGGACAGGGCGCUGGACAGCCUGAGCCCGCGCGAGAAGCAGGUGAUCCGGUACAGGUUCGGGAUGGAGGGCGGCCGGCCGAGGACCCUGCACGACAUCGGGCAGCUGAUGGGGGUGAGUCGGGAGCGGAUCCGGCAGAUCGAGAUGGGCGCGUUCCGGAAGCUGAGGAGCAAGAAUAGGGUGCAGUCGCUGCAGCACUACCUGCAGCCGGCGGAGAGCUGGUAGCCGUGCAUAAGGGCUGCUACGGCCUACGGCUUGCACAAUUGCACACGACCUUUCUUGACGACUACAUAUAUGGACCCGUCUUUUCUGAAGGAUUAACCUAUAUGUUCGAAUCGA
This is a messenger RNA of Phragmites australis (common reed), 1887 nucleotides long. Its product is annotated as RNA polymerase sigma factor sigB-like. Gene Ontology annotation, molecular function: DNA-binding transcription factor activity. The record is from RefSeq and is a predicted model, not a curated record. Bases 196 to 1773 code for a protein of 525 amino acids. NCBI's taxonomy places the organism in Eukaryota, Viridiplantae, Streptophyta, Magnoliopsida, Poales, Poaceae. The transcript has 6 exons. Gene Ontology annotation, biological process: regulation of DNA-templated transcription; DNA-templated transcription initiation.